AUGAGCAGCAAUGGCAGAUCAUGGAAUGAGGAACUGGAAGUCAUCAAGGGAUGUGCUGCCACUAUUCUCUAUAGAAAGCGAAGGAGCGCCAGGCUGCUUCCAACUACAGCUCAGCUUGAAGACCUAAUGAGAGAGAAUCGUAGGUUCACUUCAUACUUUAGCAUUACAAAGAUAUGUCGUUUGAAAGAGAUGGUAAAGCAACUAUUGCCGUCUUCUGAUACUGUUGGCGAGCAUUUAUCCUGUACUGACUUCCACUCUGAUUUUGGACAAUUUAUUUACAACCCGCUUCGAAGUCGAACUCCACGUUAUCGCCUGAAUCGUGAUAUUUCAUGUGGGCAGGAAGUGUUUCCUGUACGGGUUUAUUCGGACACUGGUAAUUGUAUUCCUCCAGAAGAAUUCACUUAUAUUUCAUCCUGUGAUUUUUCAAUGUUCAAAGAAAAUGAUAUAUCAGAACGGACGCGAGAUUUGCUGACGGUUAAAUGUGACUGUGAUGACUUGAUAUGUGGCGAGCUAUGUUCUUGCAGAAAAAUGAACGAUAUGCUUACAUACUGUACUAUAAUGGGAGACGGAAGAGUUUUCGUCAAUUCUAAUGCAACUUUUUUCAACACCUUGAUUGUAGGAUGUGGGAGCAAGUGCUCUUGUAAAGGCCAGUGUAAGAACUCCCUUCGGGCCACUUCUCUUCCCGCUCCCUUCAGAUUCGAAGUUUUCCGAAGAAGUGAUAAUCUCGGCUUCGGGUUGCGGACACUAAGCAAUAUUCCUCAAGGCUGCGCUGUCGUUGAAUUCUGCGGAGAAGUUGUUAAGAGUCAAGUAUUGAGUAGUAGAGGGCAAGAAUCUUUGGACUAUUCCUUUUGCCUAAACUCAUGGGAGGAGUCAGAAAUCUACGAAAGGCUUGCCUCAGCAAAGAAUAUUAAGAGCGAGGCGUUCAAAGUGUUGAAUGAAGUCGCUUAUAUCGAUCCAACGAGGAAGGGUAAUAUUGCGCGCUUCAUCUCUCAUGGAUGUUUUCCAAACCUCAUCAUGUUGAGAUACGCUGAGAACGAUCUGCGUCUCCAUCAUUCUCGAGCGAUCCUUUUUGCAACGCAACCUAUUCUAGGAGGUACAGAGCUGUUCUUUGACUAUGGAAUCAACUACUUGAACAGAGCUGGAUUUAAGUGUGAAUGUGGAACAAUGUGGUGUGACAGUGUGACAGCGCGUUGGCGCUCCUCCUCUCUCACUCAGGAAGAGUGGCGCAAUAUUAUAACGCAAAAGUCCUUGGAGUAUUUUUCUUAUGUGAAGCAGCGCAUGGAACUCUACGACUCAAAGGCAAAGCAAUUUCUUCGAAAUGAAGGCAUUGUUCGUCCUGAGUACGAUGAUCUAGACGAGCCGUUCCUUGGAGCUCAGUCGAGUCUCUCAAGGAUCGAUCCGGCAUGUGUUCAUAAGCGUGUUGGUGAAAAUGAACCUGUUAUUUGUUAUAAUCUUUAUUGCCGCAGCCUUUCCAAAUGUACCUGCAAACCACUCGUCAGGGUUAUUCCUACAAUUACACUUGACUAG
This is a messenger RNA of Haemonchus placei, 1527 nucleotides long. NCBI's taxonomy places the organism in Eukaryota, Metazoa, Nematoda, Chromadorea, Rhabditida, Trichostrongylidae. The record is from the annotation of a GenBank genome assembly.